GAAGGCGGCGGCCCGCGGUUCGGCCGCCGCGCACCGGAAGCGCCGCCGCUCGGCCGGAGAGCGGAACCCGCGCGCGGCGGGGCCCGGGCGGGCCCGGGCGGCGCGGGACGGACCGGAAGCGGUCCCGCUAGGUUUCUGCGCCGGCCGCGCCGGGACGCGCGGGCUCUGCAGGCCGCGGGCCUUCCGUGCGGCGCCCGCGCAGCGCCGAGGGACCCCGGGACGGCGGGCGGCGGCGUCCCUCAGCCGGACGCUUAUUGUGAAGAUAAGGGGGAGCUCCCUAGCUAAACAGACCGUUUGAGGAAGAGGACUACUCUUCUACACAUAGAGUUUAUUACCUUCCAAUAAUUGGAUCAGAACAUGAAUCCAGCUAAUCCUUUCGGUGGGCAGCAGCCUAGUGUUUUCCCAGCAUCUUCCGGUAGUUCCAUAGGAGCAUUUCAAGCUAAGCCACCAUUUCGGUUUGGUCAGCCCUCCCUUUUUGGACAGAACAGUACAUUAUCUGGGAAAAGCUCAGGAUUUUCACAAGUGCCCAGCUUUCCAGCAUCUUCUGGACAAAGUCAUUCUUCUUCAGUGCAAACGUUAGGAUUCUCCCAAACCUCAAACGUUGGACUCUUUUCUGGAGUUGAACAUGCUCCGGCCUUUGUAGCUACCUCUGGGCCUUCAAAUUCAUGUGUGCCUGGAAACCCCGGAUUUAGUUUUAAAUCACCCAACCUUGGGGCAUUCCCAAGUACUUCUACUUUUGGACCAGAAACUGUAGAAAUAGCAAGCUCUGGUUUUGGGAAAACAGAAUUUAGCUUUAAACCUCUGGAAGAUUCAAUGUUCAGACCCAUAUCGGCGGCUGAAUCGGAGCCAGAGAAAACUCAGAGCCAGAUUACUUCUGGAUUUUUUACCUUUUCCCACCCAAUCAGUAGUGGACCUGGGGGACCAGCCCCAUUUUCUUUUUCUCAGGUGACAAGUAGUUCAGCCACAAAUUCAAAAUUUACCUUUUCAAAACCAGGUAAUAAUAAUUCAUCAUCAUCUGCCUUUACCCCUGCUAUGUCAAAUCAAAAUGUAGAAGAAGAGAAGAGAGGCCCAAAAUCACUAUUUGGAAGUUCUAAUAGUAGCUUUACUAGCUUCCCCAUAUCUUCUUCAGGGUCCUUGGGUGAACCCUUCCCAGUUAGCAAAACAAGUGUCAGACAAGGAUGCGAAGAAACCGUUUCCCAAAUGGAGCCACUUCCCAGCCUCAUGAAAGGACUGAAAAGGAAGGAGGACCAGGACCGGUCCCCGAGGAGGCAUGGUCACGAUGCAACGGAAGAUUUGGACCCUCUGUCAAGGAGCGACCAUCCUCCUGAUAAACGACCCGUCCGCUUGAAUCGACCCCGCGGGGGCACUUUGUUUGGUCGGACAAUACAGGAUGUCUUCAAAAGCAAUAAAGAAGUAGGUCGGCUGGGCAACAAAGAAUCUAAAAAGGAAAUUGGCUGUGCUGAGUCUGGGGAAAAUGACCACUUGGCCAUCCCAGGAGGCAGUCAGUCUGUCCUGGCACCUUCCCGGCUUCCAGGUGUGAAUAAAGAGGAAGAAACUGAAAGUAGAGAUAAAAAAGAAGAUUCUCUAAGAGGAACUCCUGGCCGUCAGAGUAAGAGAAGUGAGAGCACAGACAGUCUUGGGGGCUUGUCUCCUGCUGAAGUCACAGCAAUCCAGUGCAAGAACAUCCCUGACUACCUCAAUGACAGAAGCACUCUGGAGAAGCACUUUGGCAAGAUUGCUAAAGUGCAGCGCAUCUACAUCAGGCGCAGCAAAAAGCUUGCAGUGGUGUCUUUUUUUGAUCAUGCAUCUGCAGCCCUGGCUAGGAAGAAGGGGAAAGGUUUGCAUAAAGAUAUGGCCAUCUUCUGGCACAAGAAAAAAAUAAGUCCCAACAAGAAACCCUUUUCCCUCAAGGAGAAGCAGCCCAGUGAAGGUGAAGCUGGCCCAGGCUCUGAGGACACACCCUUUCAGCACUCCCCUCUUGGCAAGCCUGUGACCAGGGCUGCGACUGGCAGCCUCCUGAGUAAAAGCUCUCCAGUGAAGAAGCCGAGUCUCCUGAAGCCCCCUCAGUUUGAGGGAGACCCUUUUGAUGAGAGUUCCGAGGUCUCCGAGGGGCUCGGGCCUUGUGUGUCGUCCCUCAGUGCCCUGGUAGGUACCGUGGCUGAGACGUCUGAGGAGAAGUACCGCCUGCUUGACCAGAGGGACAGAGUCAUGCGGCAAGCGCGUGUGAAGAGGACCGACCUGGACAAAGCGCGGACUUUUGUUGGGACGUGCCCAGAUAUGUGUCCUGAGAAGGAGCGUUACAUGCGGGAGACCCGGAGCCAGCUGAGUGUGUUCGAGGUGGUCCCAGGCACCGACCAGGUGGACCACGCGGCAGCCGUGAAGGAGUACAGCCGGUCCUCAGCUGACCAGGAGGAGCCCCUGCCUCAUGAGCUGCGUCCCUCGGCGGUGCUCAGCAGGACCAUGGACUACCUAGUGACCCAGAUCAUGGACCAGAAGGAGGGCAGUCUGCGGGACUGGUAUGACUUCGUGUGGAACCGCACGCGGGGCAUACGGAAGGACAUCACGCAGCAGCAUCUGUGUGACCCAGUGACGGUGUCUCUGAUUGAGAAGUGCACCCGCUUUCACAUCCACUGUGCUCACUUCAUGUGUGAAGAGCCCAUGUCCUCCUUUGAUGCCAAGAUCAACAAUGAGAACAUGACCAAGUGCCUUCAGAGUCUGAAGGAAAUGUACCAGGACCUGAGAAACAAGGGUGUGUUCUGUGCCAGCGAAGCGGAGUUCCAGGGCUACAAUGUCCUGCUCAAUCUCAACAAGGGGGACAUCCUGAGAGAAGUGCAGCAGUUCCAUCCUGCUGUUAGAAACUCCUCUGAGGUGAAAUUUGCUGUUCAGGCUUUUGCCGCGUUGAACAGUAAUAAUUUUGUGCGAUUUUUCAAACUGGUCCAAUCAGCUUCUUACCUGAAUGCUUGCCUUCUACAUUGUUACUUUAAUCAGAUCCGCAAGGACGCGCUCCGAGCCCUCAAUGUGGCGUACACCGCGAGCACACAGCGCUCCACUGUCUUUCCCCUGGAUGGCGUGGUGCGCAUGCUGCUGUUCAGAGACGGCGAGGAGGCCACAGACUUCCUCAACUGCCAUGGCCUCACUGUCUCCGACGGCUGUGUCGAGCUGAACCGGUCCUCGUUCCUGGAACCAGAGGGCUUAUCCAAGGCCAGGAAGUCGGUGUUUAUUACCAGGAAGCUGACGGUGUCGGUUGGAGAGAUUGUGAAUGGAGGGCCGUUGCCACCCGUCCCCCGUCACAUCCCCGUGUGCAGCUUCAACUCUCAGAACAAGUACGUCGGGGACAGCCUGGCUGCGGAGCUGCCCACGGGCACUCAGAGACCCGACUUGGACGUGGCGGGUGUGAGGAGAGAGGAAGAGUGCAGUGCGGGGGCGGACGAGCCCCCAUCGGCUCUCCUCUUGCAGCCCCUGCCCACCCCCGUGCCAGCUUCUUCUCCGCACCUCCCGGCACUGCCCCUGAGCGUGGCGCCCAGCCUUUUCCAGCCCCCCGUGCAGCCCCCCGUGCAGCCGGAGCUCCUUGCCCCAAAGCCCGUGCCUGUGUACUCGGACGAGGACCUGGCGCAGGUGGUGGAUGAGCUCAUCCAGGAGGUUCUUCAGAGGGACUGUGAGGAAGUCGGCGCUGCCGGGGCAGCCUUCGCAGCCACCGCCCUGGGUGUUUCCAAUAUUGCCAUGGAGGAGCUGUUAACAGCUGCAACGAUGGGCAUUUUGAGGCACAUUGCAACUGAAGAAGUGACUAAGGAAAGGGAGCGAAAGGAGGAAGAGAGGCGGCGGGCUGAAGAGGAGAGGUUAAAACAAGAGAGAGAACUGGUGUUAACUCAGCUGGGCCAGGAGCUGGCCUCAGAGCUGACAGAACUCGUGCUGACAGAAUGUGUGAGGGAAACCUGCUCCCAGGAGUUGAAGAGUGCAGAGGAGACAGAGCAGAGGGCCCGCAUGGCCCGUUGCUGUGAGGACGUCUGUGCCCACCUGACGGACUUGUUUCUCGGGGAGGAAAUUUUCCAGACUGCAAAAGAGACCCUCCAGGAACUUCAGUGCUUCUGCAAAUAUCUCCAGCGCCUGUCCUCUAGGUGGAGGGAAGCUGUCGCAGCCCGGAAGAAACUGAGGCGCCAGAUGCGGGCCUUCCCUGCGGCGCCCUGCUGUGUGGACGUGAACGACCGGCUGAGGGCGCUGGCACCCAGCGCAGAGUGCCCCAUUACAGAGGAGAACCUGGCCAAGGGCCUCCUGGAUCUGGGCCAUGCGGGGAGAGUGGGCAUCUCCUGCACCAGGUUAAGGUGGCUCAGAAACAAGGCGGUGCACCAGAUGAAGGUUCAGCACUUCCACCAGCAGCUGCUGAGUGAUGCGGCAUGGGCGCCCCUGGACCUGCCGUCCCUCGUGGCUGAGCACCUCCCGGGGCGGCGAGAGCACGUGUUUUGGAAGCUGGUGCUGGUUUUGCCCGAUGGAGAGGAGCAGUCCUCAGGGAGUCCUGGCAGAAUUCUAGCAAAUUGGUUAAAAGUCAAGUUCAUGGGAGAUGAUGGCUCAGUGGAUGACACAUACCGUGAUGGUGGAAUUCAGACCCUCACUCUCUUUCACACUCUCAGCAGCAAAGGGGAUCAGACAAUUUCUGUCAAUGUGUGCAUCAAGGUGGCCCACGGCGCUCUUAGCGACUGUGCCCUCGAUGCUGUGGAGACACAGAAGGAGCUCCUGGGAGCCAGUGGGCUCAUGUUGCUGCUUCCCCCCAAAGUCACGAGCGAGGACAUGGCGGAGGAGGACGUGUACUGGCUGUCGGCCUUGCUGCAGAUCAAGCAGCUCCUGCAGGCCAAGCCCUUCCAGCCUGCGCUUCCACUGGUGGUUCUUGUGCCCAGCCCAGGAGGGGAUGCUGUGGAGAAGGAAGUGGAAGAUGGUCUGAUGCUACAGGAUUUGGUUUCAGCUAAGCUGAUUUCAGAUUAUUCUGUUAUUGAGAUUCCUGAUUCCAUUAAUGAUUUACAAGGCACGACUAAGGUUUCACAGGCUGUGCAGUGGCUGGUCUCCCACUGCCCCUGUGCCCUUGACCUUUGCUGCCAGACCCUCAUUCAGUACGUGGAAGAUGGAGUUAGCCAGGAGUUUAGUGGCCGGUUUUUCCACGACAGAAGAGAGCGGAGGCUGGGCGGCUUGGCCUCGCAGGAGCCGAGCGCCGUCAUCGAGUUGUUCAACAGCGUGCUGAGCUUCCUGGCCUCCGUAGUGUCCUCCGAGCAGCUCUGCGACCUGUCCUGGCCUGUCACCGAGUUUGCCGAGGCAGGAGGCAGCCGGCUGCUUCCUCACCUUCACUGGAACGCCCCGGAGCACCUGGCCUGGCUGAGGCAGGCUGUCCUCGGCUUCCAGCUCCCGCAGAUGGACCUUCCGCCCCUGGGGGCUCCCUGGCUCCCUGUGUGCUCCAUGGUCGUCCAGUACGCCUCCCAGAUCCCCAGCUCUCGUCAGACGCAGCCUGUCUUGCAGUCCCAGGUGGAGAGCCUGCUCCACAACACGUACCGCAGGUGGAAGAGCAAGAGCCCCUCUCUGGGCCAGGGGGUGGGGCCCUCAGUUGCUGAGAUCCCGUGGGAUGAUGUCAUCGCCUUGUGCAUCAACCAUAAGCUGAGGGACUGGACACCCCCCAAGCUUCCAGUCACAUCAGAGGCACUGACUGAAGAUGGUCAGAUAUGUGUGUAUUUUUUUAAAAAUCACUUGAAAAAAUAUGACGUUCCUUUGUCGUGGGAACAAGCCAGAAUGCAGACACAGAAGGCGCUACAGUUGAGUCGGAACCGUUUGGGGAUAAGGUCUUUUCAUCCUUCUGCAAACAAGCUUCCCACUCCGUUACUUCACGUGCACCGCAAAGGGAAGAAAGGUGUGGAGCACGGCCGAGAAGGGAGGAUUCCCAGCACGGAGGAUCUGAUGCGCGGAGCCUCUGCCCAGGAGCUCCUGGCCCAGUGUCUGUCUAGCAGCCUGUUGCUGGAGAAAGAGGAGAACAAGAGGUUUGAAGAUCAGCUUCAGCAGUGGUUGUCAGAGGACUCGGGAGCAUUUACAGAUUCAACUUCCCUUCCCCUCUACCUUCCUCAGACUCUGGUGUCUCUGCCUCAGACUAUUGAAUCUGUGAUGAAAACAUCUACAACUGCUAGCCCUCAGAAUGAAAGGACAGGGGAGCAAGUGCAGUUGUCUGAGGCAACAGGCACAUCUCUGACCGAACAGCUGACGCACCUAGAAAGGCUGAUCCGGAGUUCAAGGGAAGAGGACGUUGCCUCUGAGCUCCAUCUCUCUGCACUACUGGAUAUGGUGGACAUUUGAGCUGCUGGACCUGAGAGAGGGUCCAGGAGAUUUUCUUUUACUCACAAUAAUGUUAUUCUCAGAUGCUUGAUGCAUGUUGGAAUGUGAUUAUUAAUCAUGCAAAUAAACCACUGGAAUACCUAAUGAGGUCUUCCUCAGUUUUCAGAAUGAAAGGCUUUUUUCUGCUGUGUAAUGUCUUUGAUACCCUUAUCUGUUUUCAUGAUCUCUUCUGACUGUCAUCCGCCAACACAUGCUCUUACAUUUCAGUGUGUAACAGUGGUCAUUCAUUGUCUUAGCAAAAGUUGCAGUUCCUGACAUGCCAAAACCAGUCUUGCAGGGAUGAAUAAGGUUCAGGGACCCUGCCCACCAAGCCUGCCCAGCUCACACCUCAGAGAGCCAACAGAUGUAAUGAGCCAGCUGUGUAUGUGUAUAGCUCUCUGAGGCAUGGGGCAUGUGCCUGGAUUGGAAGCAGGGGGAGACAAGGGGAUUGGGUGGAGGAGAGAGCAGAAUUCCUGGAGAGCAGUGCAGGAGUAUAAUCUGAGAGGAUGUGAUGAAAACCUGGAGGUGCCAGUUUGGUAGUUUUGCCAAGUGAGGGGAGAGGCCAGACCACAGAGACCCUUGCUGCUUUACUGUGAGUGCUAUGGGAAUCAGCUACUGAAGGACAUUAGGCAGAGAAGUGAUUUGGACACAUUUUGUUUUCUAAAAUUGCAUAUGGGGAACAUCAGCAAGACAAGCCAUGAAUCUUGAAAGGGGGGUGCUACAGCUGUCCAGGCGAAAGAAGGGUAUAAUCCUGAGUCUGCUAGCAUUUGGUGUGGAGAGAAGGGAUAAAUUUGAGCCAUAUGCAGAAAGAAGUAUUAAUAGACUUGGUAAUGCUGAGUAUGACCAUCAGUCUUAAGUUGGCACUCAGAAUCUCCCUACUAUAUCCCACAUCCUCUAGACUCUCGGAGAAAACAGUUUCACAUCUUCUCAUUCUCUUCAAAUCUGCAACAUUCCUAGAUGAUGACGUGCUUCUUAUUUCACUGAGAAAAAAGAAGCACUAGGAACAGAACUUCCUCAUCCUACCACCACCAAAUCUGCAAGCAAAACCCUGCAUCCCCCAGAACAAACACCAACCAACUUUUAGGGGUUUCUUCAGUGAUUAACUUCAUGUUUAUCAGUAAAGACUUAAGUAAUGCUAUUUUUUUUUAUAAAUUAUUUAUUUUAUUGGCUGUGUUGGGUCUUUUUUGCUGUGCGUGGGCUUUCUUUUUUUAGUUGCGGUGAGUGGGGGCUACUCUUCGUUGCAGUGCGCAGGCUCCCCAUUGCCGUGGCUUCUCUUGUUGCGGAGCAUGGGCUCUAGGCGCGUGGGCUUCAGUAGCUGCAGCACAUGGGCUCAAUAGUUGUGGUUCACGGGCUCUAAAGCGCAGGCUCAAUAGUUGUGGCGCAUGGGCUUAGUUGCUCCGCGGCAUGUGGGAUCUUCCUGGAGCAGGGAUCGAACCUGUGUCCCCUGCAUUGGCAGGUGGAUUCUCAACCAUUGCGCCACCUAGGAAGCCCAGUAAUGCUAUUUCCUAAUCUUGAGUUUAGACAUUAUCUGUUGAUUUCCUACAAUAGAAAAUGAGUUUGCUCUUACACUAUCCUCUCUUCAGUGUGUAUCACCCACACAUGCAUACUGUAUUUCCUCUCCCAUUAGUCUCCCAAAACAAUUUAAGAUAAUGUUAGCUGAAAUCUGCAUUCAGAGUUCAGUAUGACUGUAUUAACCCUGUUUGCUAUUUGAGUCCUGUACUGGUUUAUGAUUACAUUUCCUUUAGGUACAACUUUCAGUUGUACCUAGAGUCAAUUGUCUUGUUUUUUCAUUUAGUUGGUUUUCUGUGUUCUUAGCACUACUUCACCCAAACCUCUCCUUGCUAAGUAUAAAGCUCCUCCCAGCACUCAUGUGCAUCAGGUAAUAUGCUAGCUCCAUUUUCUUUUGGAAAUGACCCUCUGGGAAACCCCCAUCUUUGUGCCCCAUUGGACAUUGUCUGGAUUCUGAGUCGUGGAUCUUCCUCCUUGGUUUGCUUUCUCAUUUUGAUGGAGCUCAUCUUUUAAAGCCUUCUGAGCUUGCAUAUCUAAAAUGUCUUUAUUUCUACCCUUAGAUUAGAUUCAUCGUUUGAAUGGAAAUAGAAUUUUACAUUUGAAAUCAUUCCUGUUUUUGUUUGUUUUUUGUUGCUGGAAGUUUUUUAAGAUCAUCUCUAUCCCUGGUGGUCUCAAAUUUCUCGACAACAUGCUUGUAUUGGUUUCCCAAAUUCCUAUUCUCUGCCGAAUUUAUUGUGCUGGGCACACAGUAGUGCUUUUUUCCAGUAGUUAUUGCUAUGUAAAAAACCAUAGCUUAAGUUUGGGAAGCUAUCUCCUGGAUCCGCUAUCUCUUGGGAUCUGUCAUGCACUUGCAGUCAGGUAUUGGCUGGGACUGUGGUUAUUUGAAGUCUUGACUCGGCUGGAUGUCCAAGACAGCUCACUCACAUAGCAGGCAGGUGAUGUUGCACUGUUGGCUAGGGGCUCAGCUGGGGCUUUUGACCUAAGUAGCUAUAUGUGACCUCACCAUGUGGCCUGGCUUCCUCACAGCAAAGUGGCCUCAGAUAGGACUUCUCAGCGUGGCAUUUCAGGGCUCCAAGUGCAAGUGCCCCAGCGAGCAAAAUGUAAGCGCAGCUUUGGAAUCUGUUCAGGAUCACUUCCACUGCAUUGUAUUGGUUACAAGAUUCAAAGGAUGGGACAUAGGUCCUGUUUCUCAAUGAGGAUGAGUGGUAAGACCAUUUUGUAAAAGAGCAUGUGAGAUGGGAGAUUUUGCAGGCAUCUUUAGAAAAUAUUCUUUCAUGCUUUUUCAAUCCAGAAAAUUUUCCACAAUUCUGAGAAUGUUUGGAAAUUAUUUAAUACAAUCUUCCCCUUCGCUAUUUCCUUUUGGAACUCCUAAUAUCAGAUGUUCAACCACCACCUGUAUUAAUGCUCCAGUUUCUUUUCCAGUUUUUUAUAUCUUUAUCUUUUUAUCCUAUUAUCCUAAAAUGUCUGUAUCUCCCUGUUCUAGUGACUUUAAAACUGCUGCCAUAUUAUGAAUCACUAAAUUGUACACCUGUAACUUAUAUAUUAUACAUCAACUAUACUUCAAUAAAGAAAAGUUAA
Hippopotamus amphibius kiboko is the source of this 9426-nucleotide messenger RNA. RefSeq names its product minichromosome maintenance complex component 3 associated protein (gene MCM3AP). The transcript is spliced from 29 exons. Lineage: Eukaryota; Metazoa; Chordata; Mammalia; Artiodactyla; Hippopotamidae. Gene Ontology annotation, cellular component: transcription export complex 2; nucleus; cytoplasm. Gene Ontology annotation, molecular function: nucleic acid binding. Gene Ontology annotation, biological process: mRNA export from nucleus. The coding region runs from base 358 to 6321 and encodes 1987 amino acids. The record is from RefSeq and is a predicted model, not a curated record.